Dendrobium catenatum is the source of this 1543-nucleotide messenger RNA. RefSeq names its product cysteine-rich PDZ-binding protein. Gene Ontology annotation, molecular function: microtubule binding. The record is from RefSeq and is a predicted model, not a curated record. Bases 67 to 357 code for a protein of 96 amino acids. NCBI's taxonomy places the organism in Eukaryota, Viridiplantae, Streptophyta, Magnoliopsida, Asparagales, Orchidaceae. Gene Ontology annotation, biological process: cytoplasmic microtubule organization. The transcript has 5 exons.
CCGCUUGCCCUUUCUUUCGAUCUCUCCAAAGUCCAAUCUCGUAGAAGGCACAGAAGAAGCAGAGAGAUGGUUUGCGAGAAAUGCGAGAAGAAGCUGUCGAAGGUGAUCGUGCCCGAUAAGUGGAAAGAGGGGGCGAGCAAUACAACUGAAGGCGGGGGAAGGAAGAUCAACGAGAACAAGCUUUUGUCCAAAAAGAACAGAUGGACACCUUACGGAAAUGCAAAAUGCAUGAUCUGUAAACAACAAGUCCACCAAGAUGCCAAAUACUGCCAUACCUGUGCUUACUCAAAAGGUGUAUGUGCCAUGUGUGGGAAGCAGGUGCUAGAUACGAAGUUCUAUAAGCAAAGCAAUGUAUGAAGUUGGCCGCUAAUCCUGUGAGUUGUCAAGCCAGGAUUUAAAGGAAGCAAAUUUAAUUGAGGCCUCGGCACCUCUGCACCCUGUGGACAACGCCUAGCCUCACGCCUCAUAGCUCGUCCGCUAACCUCGGACUUCCCUCUUCCUGUCAACAGCUAGCACAGCCACAAGAUCACCUAACUAGCUUCCUAUACGCCUCCUCCUUACACUUACUAGAACAGCAAAAAUCUAUUUCCCCGAACAUCCUACACUGCUUGGUUCACCUAACAGCACCAACAUAGCCGCCUGGACCUCUCGUACCUCUGCUUUAACAUCUGCACCUAGCAUAUCCCUGGCAAACACUCACACGUCUAACCCGAGCUCUUCCACAACUCAAUCUUCUUCAGAAUUAAGUCCUGAGCACGAGCCACCUUGCUGGCGCAAUCAUUUCAUUGAUGUUCAUCUGUGAUAGAGCACGCACCUGCAAGCAUCAACUCUCAUCAAUCGCAUACAUGUUGCCACUGGCUAAUCCCCACCCCCCCACAUCUUCACGAUUAAUUAUUCUGUGCGGACGCCAAACGCCGUCAGGAGACCAACCAGAAUGCAUCACGUCACCUCUUUGCUCGGUACUACUCGGUACCACGGCUUGGUGUCGCUGACGUGGCAUAUUCUGGUUGGCGUUCUGCUUCCGGCAUCCGGCGUCCGCAAAGAAUAAUUUCUUCAUCUUCAUGCACUUGUCCGUCACGCGCUCCUAUUUGUUGUCCCGCACACAUUCUUGCACACAGUUGCUUGUUAACGCCUACACAUCCCAGCAAGCACUUGCUGGCAAUGUUUGUUGCACCUUGUCAAUCACGUUGCCUACAUAUCGUGGAGCCUGUCAGUAUUCUUAGACCAGCGAGCUCACAUGCAUGCGCGAUGAUUUUGUUCAACAUUAGCUACCAACAGAUAUCUUGCUCACGCCUCACUAAUUGUUGUGAGCCUGUAUUUAGGAACUGAUGCCAAAUGCUUUUGUUAUUCAUAUGACGCGAUGUGAUUUUGAAAUGUGCUUGGUAAAAAUUAUACUCGCUGCUUAAAAAAAUGUUUAGAACUCCAAGCUCAGGAUAGCAGUAUGAUGAGGAGAGAUUAUUACAUCUGGAGUUUGGACCUACAGAACCGUUCGGUCGUAUGAUUGUGAACAGUAAAAGCACAGUAAAAAUACAAUUACUAUUCA